Molecule: messenger RNA, 3587 nt
Organism: Cottoperca gobio
Lineage: Eukaryota; Metazoa; Chordata; Actinopteri; Perciformes; Bovichtidae
Product: sodium- and chloride-dependent GABA transporter 2-like
Exons: 15
Coding region: 223-2013 (596 amino acids)
Biological process (GO): nitrogen compound transport; sodium ion transmembrane transport; amino acid transport
Cellular component (GO): cell projection; plasma membrane
Molecular function (GO): gamma-aminobutyric acid:sodium:chloride symporter activity
Source: RefSeq, a predicted model, not a curated record
UUUCUUUCUCUCUCCCUCAUUGUCAUACAAACACAGCUCUCUCAAACCUCUACUCAUGGGCUCACUCAUGGUCAGAGCUGGGAAGAGCACUUGUUCUGGAGAGACUGGGGGAUCUAGACUUGUAUUUUCCCCAAAAGGCACCAGAUGAAUCCCACCUAGGGCUAAAUGGAAGAAUAACUCUGAACCACAGACUACAGACGUGAAGCAACCUUUCUCAGUGUGAUGGAAAUGCCUUAUGGUCCAGAGGUUAAGUUCAGGCCGGAUAUGGGCACAGCCCAUCCUGCACCCAGCACCCUGGCCAGAGGACAGUGGUCGAACAAAAUUGAGUUCCUCUUGGCUGUUGCAGGACAAAUCAUUGGCCUAGGAAAUGUGUGGAGGUUCCCUUACCUGUGCUACAAAAAUGGAGGAGGGGUGUUCUUCAUCCCAUAUGUCCUCUUCCUCUUUACCUGCGGCAUCCCCCUGUUUCUCAUGGAGACGUCUCUCGGCCAGUACACCAAUCAGGGAAGUAUAACCUGCUGGAGGAAGAUUUGUCCGCUUUUUGAAGGGAUAGGUUAUGGCAGUCAGGUGGUUGUUUUAUACUCCAGCACCUACUACAUCAUCAUAUUGGCCUGGGCUUUCCUGUAUCUCUUCUCCUCUUUUAAAUCUGAACUUCCCUGGGCAAGUUGCAGAAACAGCUGGAACACAAAGACCUGUGUGGAGUUUGAUCGAAAGACUGAUUAUUUGAACUGGACUGUACCUGAAAAUGCGACAUCACCAGUGAGAGAGUUUUGGGAGAGAAGAGUUUUGAAUAUCUCAGGAAAUAUCCAUGAGUUAGGCAGCAUACAAUGGGAGCUGGCUCUGUGUCUUCUGUUGUCCUGGAUCAUCUGUUACUUUUGUGUCUGGAAAGGAGUAAAGUCCACUGGGAAGGUAGUGUACUUUACUGCCACAUUUCCAUACCUGAUGCUGGCGGUGUUGCUUGUUCGUGGACUCACAUUGCCCGGGGCCAUAAAUGGGAUCAAGUUCUACCUCUACCCAGAUGCAUCCCGUCUCGCUGAUCCACAGGUGUGGAUGGACGCUGGCACUCAAAUAUUUUAUUCCUAUGCUAUUUGCAUUGGUUGCCUUACUGCGCUUGGCAGUUAUAACAAGUACAACAACAACUGUUACAAGGACUGUGUGUACCUGUGCCUUCUGAACAGUGGGACCAGUUUUGUAGCUGGCUUUGCCAUCUUCUCUGCACUUGGAUUCAUGGCAUAUGAGCAGAACACAGACAUAUCGAAGGUGGCAGAGUCGGGCCCUGGCUUGGCGUUCAUUGCUUAUCCUCGAGCGGUCGCCAUGAUGCCUUUUCCUCAGGUCUGGGCGAUUUUCUUUUUCAUUAUGAUCAUUCUCCUGGGACUGGACAGUGAGUUUGUUGGUCUGGAAGCCAUCGUAACAGCGAUUUCUGACACAAAUCCUGCCUUCUUCCACGUUGGCCAUCGACGGAAACUUAUUCUACUUACUAUCAGUGUUGUGAGCUUCUUCAUCGGCCUUGUGAUGGUCACAGAAGGCGGGCUGUACAUCUUCCAGUUGUUUGACUACUAUGCCUGCAGCGGGUUGACUCUACUUCUCUUUGCCAUUCUGCAGUCUGUUUGUGUUGGAUGGAUAUACGGUGCAGACCGGUUUUAUGAAAACAUAGAGGACAUGAUUGGAUACAAGCCUUUACCCCUGAUUAAGUAUUGUUUGAAAUAUGUCACUCCAGUUAUAUGCAUGGCAACAUUUGUUUUCUCCUUGAUCAAAUACACUCCCCUAAAGUUCAACAACACAAUCGAGUAUCCAUGGUGGGGUUAUGCCCUUGGCUUGUGGUUCACUCUUUCCUCUACACUCAUGGUUCCUCUAUUUAUGUUGUACAACGUGAGCACCACUCCCGGUACACUGCGACAGAGGAUCUCCAUCUUAUGUACUCCGUCUAAGGACCUGGGUUUGAACAGAUCAGAAGAGAAAAGACACACACAGGAAAUGCUCGACUUGACCUCAUGUCCUGACGGCAAAAUGUCCUAGUGACAACAAGCAACCUGGAGCAGCUUCAGAUUUACUGAACACCGUGAGGCAUAAGACAAAGCUUGCCUUCAAACCAGUGCCCCUGCUACUUUCAAAGGAUUUGUUUUCUCCCUGAUUUCUGAGCUGCCAGCCAAAAAAUGUAUUGUCUUUCACAUAAUGAUGAACAAUUUUCUUAGGUUAGGGGCUCACAAACAACAUAAAACAUACACUCAUGAAUGAUUAACAUAAAAUGACAUAUAUAAUAUAAAGCCAAUAUAGCACCAAACUAAGCAAAUCAGAAAGAGGAGUUUAGCAUUCACUUUAUUCAGAAAGUGCAUCUGUCUCAGACGUGUUCACGUGAACUCCCAUCGCUGACAAGGCGGCAACUAAUGAUUACUUACUCGAUUACUUUUACUUGAUUAAUUAUCAAUUGAUCUAUUGAUUUUUACUCGAUUCAUUUAGUUUGGUGAAAAAUGCACAUCACAAUUUCCUAGCGUUGACCUCUUUAGAUGUCCUAAAGAUGUUACUUUUACAAUAAUAUUAAACGCAUGAAAUCACAAAACAGCAAAUCCUUACAAUUCAUCAUUUAUUAGUAUUUUGUUGGUCAAUGGAGUUAUCUCUUAAUUGUUUCAAAUUGAAUUUAAAAACGUGUCGAUCGUGAAUGAAAAUGAUUCCAAACUGUUAGUUAUGUAAAGAAAAAGUGUGAGAAUAUCAGUGUGUUUUUUUUUUGUUUUGUUUUAACCAGGUAGUGUAACUGUUUGAAGUAAAGUAACACUGAUAAACACUUGCCAAUUAAGCCAUACAGAUUAAACACUUGAGUCACUUUUAGGUCACUGUGAAUGAUGUACAUUUAAUUUCAAAUUGUCAAUAUAACGACAUAAAGUAGUGACAUGAAAGAGGAAAGGUUGUCCAGCACUAAGAGUCGGACACUGAACAUAAGUUCAUGUACUGCACACACAGGGAGGAAACAAUUCAGCGUCUACAAAUGUGUGUUUGGUGUUAGAUAAAUUGAAAACACCAGUGAGACGGAUUGUGAUGAUUUAAGCACCAAGUGCAAAAAAGAGAAACAUGGAGCAAACCUGUCAGAAUCACUAACACAGCUAUGUAGAUCAUAUUUUUUACUGUAGUCUCUAAUCUUGUUUAAAUUGUUUUUAUACGGCUUAUUUGUUAUGUAUCAUAUCAUUAAAAUGUAAGUGUAACGUGUAGAUGCUGUAAUAUGAUAUUUUUUUACAUUUAAGGAUCAAUCCAUCUUUUUUUUAUUUUAAGAAAAUGUUUAUUUUCAAAUUGUGUGAAUUCAUUGUUUAAAUUGAGAACAUCUUACAUUACCUAUUUUAAAAAGUAAAAGCAUCAUGAACAAACCGGUUAGCCAAUGUUUUAUUAAUGGACAUUUGAAUGGUAUGAAUCAUAGGACUGGUAAAUACUGUAAUAUGUUCAUUUCAUGAUUUAAAUCUUAAUAAAUAAUGUACCAUUCAUUCAAAAUUAUUGAGACCAUCGUGUGUUUAUGUGAUUAAGUAUUGAUAGGCUUCAGUAAACUGGCGGCUCAUCAUUAUUGAGUUAUUUUACUGUUCUGGUUGACUUUUACUAUUAUCGUGGUG